AUGCCCGAUGUUGCGUUUGAGGCAUCGUUGGCAAGGUCGUCCUUCGUCGCAGAUCAUGUGGGAUCUUCUACAGUAAACACACGCCAUUCCGACCUUUUUGCGUUUCCUUUGCGGUUUGGAGGCCCCGUUCUCUCCGUUAGAUCCAUUGGCGCUGUUGGAUCCAUUGGAUCCAUUGACCGGGGACUGCGACAACCCCCUUUGACCGCCUCUGGAGAAGACUCCAUAUUUUUAUCCACCACAACGUAUGCUAUCGUCACCACAACAACAGCCACCAGAAACUUGACUAGCAUCCCAUACACAACACCAUACACCUCUCCUUCACUAUAA
Molecule: messenger RNA, 327 nt
Organism: Ogataea philodendri
Lineage: Eukaryota; Fungi; Ascomycota; Pichiomycetes; Pichiales; Pichiaceae
Exons: 2
Coding region: 1-327 (108 amino acids)
Source: RefSeq, a predicted model, not a curated record